AUGGGUGACCAAAAAAAAUAUUAUGUCGAGCUACUCCGAGCUUCGGAAGGCGCGUUACGCCGUUGGUCCCGGCUGCAUUUGCAGUCGUUAAUACCCUCCAAUCCGCAUUGGGCCAGCGUGGAGGGUCAUGUCCCAUCCUCCUUAACUCAGACCUUCCUUAUGGUAUGGAUAAUAAAGUUAACAGAACUUAUUACUUACCAUAGUAUGUCUAACCAUAUGUGUAUUAUAUGUUACCGCAUUCGAGAAACCUUUGUAGCAUUUCACACACUUGAAUGGACUAUUUUUAUAAUUCAAACUCUCUUUCCUAUUUUCUAUAUCCGCCAAUUGUUCUUUUAA
Messenger RNA from Diatraea saccharalis (sugarcane borer), 336 nucleotides. Lineage: Eukaryota; Metazoa; Arthropoda; Insecta; Lepidoptera; Crambidae. The record is from the annotation of a GenBank genome assembly.